This is a messenger RNA of Colletotrichum acutatum, 775 nucleotides long. RefSeq lists its product as uncharacterized. The coding region runs from base 114 to 728 and encodes 204 amino acids. Lineage: Eukaryota; Fungi; Ascomycota; Sordariomycetes; Glomerellales; Glomerellaceae. The record is from RefSeq and is a predicted model, not a curated record. The transcript has a single exon.
AGACAAAAGCGACGUCUUGGAGGCUGGGCAGUCACUUGGCCCCAAAGCCAUUGCGUGGCCUCCCUCCUCUGCCCAGACUUCGCACACUUGGUCCCCCGGCGAAGCUUCCAGUGAUGCCCACACCUUCCUCAGAGCGUGGCCACUCACGAUUCACCAUCGUCACCAGUCAUGAGGUACCUACAGGCUACCAGGCCUACCUUACUGACCUUGCCGUGCUUGCCUUAUGGAUGGACUCAGGUCAUCGCGGUGGGUGUGGAAUACAUUCAUUGUACUUCCAUUGUCAGCCCUCAGCAGCCAAAGUCCCCUCCAACCACACUUUACCACAGAGUCACCACCAAGCAUCUCCAGUGAAUCGAAUGAAUGGAGCCCCGGUCCGGUUAGUUUCCCAUUUGUUCCCUCCGAUGUUUUGUUUGGACGGGAUAGGUGCUUUUUCAUCUGAAUCUGGGUUUCCCUCUCGCGCGGACGCUCGCCAACUUCACCAAGAAGCCAACGGUCCUCCUCCAAGACACGAACCCAUCAAAGCCCCAUGCAAGGUACCAACUGGCAACCGCGGAUCCUCACCCUCUUCCUCAGGCCAUCAAGGACCCAAUACACUAGGUAUAGUUCACCCAGUCCCAGACUAUCAACAACCCAUCAUGCCGCCCGGCAAUAGUUCUCAUCGAGUCAUCGGGGCUCCGGCAUCGAAUGUGGCUGUGUUCGCCCUUUUUCGCCCUUUCGCACUCUCAUGAGCCAGAGGCCCGGCCAACGCCCAGUAGCCUACAAGGUGAAUAACCGU